Molecule: messenger RNA, 3100 nt
Organism: Bursaphelenchus okinawaensis
Lineage: Eukaryota; Metazoa; Nematoda; Chromadorea; Rhabditida; Aphelenchoididae
Source: the annotation of a GenBank genome assembly
AUGUUAAUUCGUAUAUUAUGUUUUUCCGCAAUUGUAGCUGGAUGUUGGGGUAAGUUUUGGUGUUUUUUAAUUUAUAAAGUUUUUUUUUACUUAUUUUUUACUAAAUUUUUGUUAUAUUUAUGGUUUUGUUGAUGUAGGAUAAUUUAUAUUAUUUUAGGUAACACUUUGAGGAGAAAUGGAUAUUACUGUAAUCAAGACCCUUGUGAGCAUGGUUUGUGUAUUGAACAGGAAAAUGGAUACCUUUGUGCAUGUUAUAAUGGUUUGUUUAUAAUUUGUUUUGUUACUUUAAAGGUUUUUAGGGAAUCUAGCUGAUGUUUAUCUUUUAAUAUUGUUUUGUUGUAAUAGGUUCUAGUAAAAGUUAUGAUUUGGACGUGAUAUCUUCUUUAUAUUAUUUAUUUUGCAUUUUCAGGCUACAUCGGGGACAAUUGUAAUGUAAAAGUGUCGAGUUGCCAACUUCCUUGUCAAAAUGGUGGUGUUUGUGACAAUUCGACCUGUUUAUGCCCAAACAGUCAUUAUGGUCAAUAUUGUGAAAUUGAGAAGCCGGAUCCCUGUGCAAACCAGCCUUGUGGGCGUAACGGAUAUUGUCUUACCAAUCAGUUAUAUGAGUAAGUUGGUUUAUUGAAUAUUUUGUAGUAGGUAAGAAGUACGGUGUUUCUGUGUUUUGUCAUAACUUUUUAUAGAUUGAUGACGCGUUUUAAUGUUCUCAUAAUUUUUUUCAAAAGGUUCAUAUUUUUAGCGACUACUAUUGUCAAUGUAAAUCUGGUUAUGGCGGUAAAUUCUGUGAGAUUCCAAUCUGUGUUGGUCGAGAGUGCGAGAUGAACGUAUCUCGAUGUGACACGGUAAUGUGUGGUAAUGGGCGCUGCGUAGACGACUAUGAACUCGGUACUACAAGAUGUGUUUGCCCCAUUGGCUACAUAGGGGAACGUUGUGAGCUCAAGAAUCUUGAAUUUCAUUUAGAAAACGAUUCGCCUUCAUCUCGAGGAACUGUCAUUGUUGUUAUGAUUGGAAAUGUAAGCCACGUCUUCGAGCAGUCAAAGUUCAUAUUGGAUAGGCUGAAUGAGGAAACAAAGGCACAGAUUGAGUUGGGAAGGACUCAAAGAGGCAAAGCGAUGUUGUACCAGUGGGAUUCGAUCAACGGCAAGGGAGAUCUUAUUGAUCAAGAUGUUCUGGACCAGAAGGAUAAUUGUGAGUUCUGUUGAGACGGUUUUUAGCGAUAAUUUUCUAUAUUUCUUAAAUGCACUUCGGUACGUAAAACAAUUUUGUUAAUUUUCAGAUUCUAAUGAGAGAUUCGGCGCUGUUUUCGAUGGAAUUCUCAUGGUUCUAGAAGUGAACACGUUAGAAUGUGUCAAACUGAAACAGAUCAACCCAAACGAAGAUUGUCCAGCCACCGUUCUUGACGUUGCUUCUCUCCUCGUAACUCCAAGGACCCAAGAAGUUCUAAAGCCCUUAGGUCUACAAAUUCACUCGGCAGAACAGCUACGUCAACUUCCGGAAUCCAGCACCCAAUUCUUCUUGGGACUAUGUGUUAUCGGCACCAUUCUGGUCGGAAUCCUGAUGGUAUUGACCGUGUUGAAUAACGGGAACAAAGCUGAAAAUUAUAAGUUUUCACAGGCUGGAGAUCCAAGUAAAGGAUCGCUUUUGGGCGCAGCUGUCGAUGACAGAAGACUCAUUCGUCAGAACGUUGGCCCUACCUGGAUACCACCCAGAGGCUAGCUUUAUUUACUUUUUAGGGUUUUUAACCGUUUUGUUUUUGAAUUAUGAACUUUAGCUCACUUUAAAACCUGAACCUACAUCAAUUAUACUUUCAGAGGAACCCGAUCCGGACAGUAACGAGUUCGAACUGGUACUGCGUGAUGUAAGUUUUUCCAAUAUGACAGUUCGCAGCGCAUUGGCCAAUUUCGGUCCAAGAGUACGUAGAAUUACCUUUAUUCAAACAUUUUAAAUUAUGGGCUGGGGAAUCGUUUGUCUUUUUGUUUUCUAGGGUAAUAUUACUGAUUACUUUACGCUAUACAGAGUAAAUGAUUUGUUAUGUUAGUAUUACUGUGUUUUAGGAAGUAAGUCCCUUGUUUGCUGCUUUGAGGAAGGUUGCCUCCGCAAAGUCGCACCAAUACAAAAGGAGGACAGGGGCGACGGCUGUGUUGAACAUCGGCGCAUUGGAAAGAGCUGCCAGAUUCGUUGAGAACAUUGUCACAAAACGGUGGAGACGGGAUCUGGCCAGAUUCAGCGAGUAAGUAUUUACGAUUAUUACGAUUGUUUUAAUGUUGUCAUGACCUCCUUUUCUUUUACCAUUUUUUUCCUAAAUGGUACUUUCAGACAUGCGCGCAAGACUAGACCUGACAAAGACGAUGCUUUGAUGAUUUUCAAUAGAUAUGACACUCGCGUGAGUUGAUAUCUUUUUAAGAAGAUUAGCUGAUUUACAUAAUAAUGUAUUUACAAUAACAUAAUGUUUUAGUUCAUGAGAGUGGAGAAGCUGUUCUAUUUGACAAACUGGGUCGAGAUUGAUGGUGAAGUUGUUGAUGAAGAAGAAGAACAACCAGUCGAAAACAGCAGAUUCAAGACUUUGGGUGAGAUGCAAGCUGAGGAGCAAGUAUGUUUAAUAAGAUUUGCUACUUUCAAGGACUUUAAAUAGUAUGAAAUUAGCUGAGCGAUGAUAAAAAUCGAUUAGUCAUUUUUUUAGUCAAAGUAUAUUUAGUUUUAUAACAUAAUCGUAAUAUUUUAGCUAGAACCACAAUCAUGGGAGGAAUUUAAGAAGCCCAGGAAAGAGUUACGCAGUAAACUCAUGUAUGAAUGCGACCUGAUCAAAUUGAGCGACAACAGAUACCAUCAAGUCUCAACUGGUGCCACUAUUGUCAUACAAGAUAAUCCCUACCCCUACCCGACCGGAAAUGAGGCUGUCUUCUAUCCUGGCCCUGCCAAAUCGAUUCACUCCGGCAUCACUAUUAACAGAAGACCAGAAGCUGUUGCUGGUGAAGAAGUUGUUAAUGCUGAAGAAAGCAACGGCAACAAUGAUGAAGAAGUUGAUAUAAACCACGUAGCACACGAAGAGGUCGUUGACGAAGAAGCUACUGAUGAGGAGGAAGUUGUUAAUGUCGAAGAGUAA